CGGCUCAGCCCCGCCCGAUUUGAGCGCUUUCCCCGCCAUGGACGAGGCGGACGCGCACUCUGAGGCGGAAGACGCGGCCGACGGGCCCGACGCUGAGCCAGGUGAUUCGGCUGAGGGCGACCGUGAGGACAAUGGGGCCGAAGCCCAGGGCUCCCGCAAGGAGCUGAAGCGGAAGUCCAAGGCAGAGCAGCGGGCAGAGUGGAAGGCGCAGCAGAAGGCGAAGCGGCGGAAGACCUCGAAGACCUCGAAGAGGCCCAAAGGUCCACCGCUGGAGCGCCUUCCCGGUGAGGAUGUGAAGCAGGCACGCCUGGCGCGGAAGGAGGCAGAGCUCUCGGACUUCAGACAAAGGGCGCAGAAUGGCACCACUGUGGUAUUGGACUUGGAGUGGGAGGAUUCGAUGCAGCCAAAGGAGCUGAAGAGUUUGAUUCAGCAGAUCCUGUACUGCUAUGGCGCCAACCGCCGGGCGACUCACCCGGUGCGCUUGGUCUUCUCUGGGGUGCAGGAGGGCAGCCAGACUCACGCCGGGCUCAGCAAGCAGUCUGGCUAUGAGUCCUGGGAAGUUCAGAAGCUUUCUGCGCCCUACGUCGAGGCGUUCCCCAAGGAGUCGUUGGUGUACCUCACCGCAGACGCUGAGGCGACGGUGCAGAGUUUCGACCCCUCCAAGGUCUACGUCAUCGGUGGCAUCGUGGAUCGGAACCGCCUCAAAGGCCGCACCAUGCAGAAGGCCCUGGACCAGGGCAUCGCGUCGGCACAGCUGCCCUUGGCGGAAUACAUCGAGAUGGGUUCCUACAGCAGGGUGUUGACGGUGAACCACGUGAUGAACAUGGUGUUGGACCACCAGGCCAGCCAGGAUUGGCGCGGCGUUUGUGAGCGCUGCGUGCCGGGGCGAAAGGUCAUGGCGGAGGCAGACGUGGAGUCAGCCGGCUGAGC
Molecule: messenger RNA, 930 nt
Organism: Effrenium voratum
Lineage: Eukaryota; Dinophyceae; Suessiales; Symbiodiniaceae
Source: the annotation of a GenBank genome assembly